AUGCAGACUGAUGGAGGCAGCAAAGGAAUCAUGCAAGAUAUGGUUUACCUGCAAAGGACAUCUGUCAACUGUGAUAGGGAAGGAAAUGGAAAAUCUUUUGCAAAGCUGCCACCACCAACUGAAGAGGCACUUAUUGAAGUUCAGUACUUCAGGGAACUGGCACAUGAAGAAUCAACCAAGCGAAGAAAAACAGAACAAGAUCUGUUUUCUGCUCUUCAAAUGAUUGGAGAGUGGAAAAUGUUGCAUCAGCAUGAGAUUUGGGGGCGGCAAGCAAUUGAGGAACAGUACCUGCGAGACAGGCAAGAAGUUAGGGAAAUGAUAAGAAAGUUUGAAGCAAUUUAUGAUCAACUAGAUGAUGUACAAGAGCUGAAGUGGCGCAUUACAGAAAUGGAGACUGCUAGAAAAAAUCACAAAGAGGCGUUGAUAACAAGCAAUAACUUUAUCAAAAUACUUCAAGCAGACAAUGAGAAUCUGCAGCAAGAGCUCAUGCAGCGCAUAACAGAAAUGGAAUCUGCAAGGGAAGGUCACAAAGAGGAGUUGGCAGUGAGCAAGAGUCGCAUCAAAAUGCUUCAGGCAGACAAAAAGAAGCUGCAGCGAGAGUUGAAGCAAUGCAUAACAGAAAUGGAGUCUGCAAGAAAAGAUCACAAAGAGGAGCUGGUAACGAGCAAUUACCUCGUCAAAAAGCUUCAAGCAGACAAUAAGAAGCUGCAUUACGACCUAAACCGGUGCAUAACAGAUAUUCAGUCUGCAAGAAAAGACUAUGAAGAGGAGUUGACAACGAGCAAGUACCUUGUCGAGCUGCUUCAGUCAGACAAGGAGACGCUGCAGAAAGAUCUACAGGCAGCAUUAACUGAAGCUGUAGACUUGCGCAGGAAGAGCUUGCUGUCAUCAGCAUCUGAGGCAGAUAGCACUUCCCCACCAUCAUACUUUGUAUGUCCAAUCUCUCAGGAGGUGAUGAGCGAUCCACACGUUGCAGCAGAUGGGUUCACCUAUGGAGGCGAAGAAAUCAGGGGAUGGCUCGACAGCGGGCACGACACAUCACCGAUGACCAAUCUGAAACUCUCUCACUCCGUGCUGACCCCAAACAGGGCGCUCCGUUCGGCAAUUCUUGAGUGGCAACAGCAGCAACAGCACUCGACAUGA
This is a messenger RNA of Setaria italica (foxtail millet), 1143 nucleotides long. Its product is annotated as putative U-box domain-containing protein 55. The transcript has 4 exons. Gene Ontology annotation, molecular function: ubiquitin-protein transferase activity. Gene Ontology annotation, biological process: protein ubiquitination. The record is from RefSeq and is a predicted model, not a curated record. The coding region runs from base 1 to 1143 and encodes 380 amino acids. NCBI's taxonomy places the organism in Eukaryota, Viridiplantae, Streptophyta, Magnoliopsida, Poales, Poaceae.